CUAAAAGUAACUAAAUCUCGAUGAAGUUAUCGCCAGCCGAAAGAUCAUACCUCCACGAUUCGUUGGCGUUACAGCCGCCUAUCCGGCCCGAUGCCAGAUCACCGGCACAGUUCAGACCGCUCGAGGCUUCUAUAUCGUUCUUGCCUUCCUCUAACGGAUCUGCCAGAAUUAGAUUGUCAGACGGAAGUGAGUGUAUCGUGUCCGUUAAGAGCAAAGUUGUGCUUACAGCCAACGUGUCCUCUUUGAUCCUGGUGGAUGUGGAUGUUUCUGGCUACAGAGACGACUCCAACUUUGUAUCCAACUUGAACUACCACUUACAGUCGAUUCUCAACUCUCAUUUCCCUACCGCCGUCCUCAGAUUAACCUCCCGAUACUCCUUCAAGAUUUUCGUUGACUGUGUUGUGCUAUUGCAUACGUCCUACCCGUUGGGUUUGUUAUCUUUGACCACCUACUUGGCGUUGAAGACCACUAGCUUGCCAAAGUUGGUAUCUGAGGUGAACGACGAGGAGGUUGAGGAGCAGCCAACAUUCUCUGACGACUGGGACCAGUCCACACCGUUAAUUCCUACAAACUCCACGUUCCAGCCACCAUUGUUGUUCGUGGUUGCAGUUGUUGGUGACAACGUCUUCAUCGACCCAUCCAGAGAGGAGCAGGAGGUCAGUGAAAACGGGAUGAUCAUCGGGUACGAGACCCAGGGUGUUAUCAGUCCCUUUAACAACAUAAGUCUUAGCGACAGAGAGGUCAAGGGGAUGAAGCUGCUGCACGUCAUCAAGGCUCACCUGUUGGUCAAGAAGUGUGGCGAGGAGGUAUUGAAGGCGUUGAACAGUGUUGCAAAGGACGAGGGUGGCAAUGCAAUUUUCUAAAAGACAUAUGCCUGAUAAAAAUGUAUACUAGUGUAAUAAACAUUUAAAUAAUUUAUAACUUUGAGCGUG
Babjeviella inositovora NRRL Y-12698 is the source of this 932-nucleotide messenger RNA. It is a transcript of the gene RRP42, whose product is annotated as exosome non-catalytic core subunit. Gene Ontology annotation, cellular component: cytoplasmic exosome (RNase complex); nuclear exosome (RNase complex). Gene Ontology annotation, biological process: TRAMP-dependent tRNA surveillance pathway; nuclear polyadenylation-dependent rRNA catabolic process; U4 snRNA 3'-end processing. The transcript has a single exon. Bases 21 to 863 code for a protein of 280 amino acids. NCBI's taxonomy places the organism in Eukaryota, Fungi, Ascomycota, Pichiomycetes, Serinales. The record is from RefSeq and is a predicted model, not a curated record.